Mycosarcoma maydis (corn smut) is the source of this 846-nucleotide messenger RNA. Its product is annotated as carbonate dehydratase NCE103. The transcript has a single exon. NCBI's taxonomy places the organism in Eukaryota, Fungi, Basidiomycota, Ustilaginomycetes, Ustilaginales. Bases 1 to 846 code for a protein of 281 amino acids. Gene Ontology annotation, biological process: cellular response to carbon dioxide; cellular response to oxidative stress. The record is from RefSeq and is a predicted model, not a curated record. Gene Ontology annotation, molecular function: zinc ion binding; carbonate dehydratase activity.
AUGUACACAGCUUUCCCCUGCUCGUCACUCUUCAGCGUGGCUCGUCGUCACUGCAAUCCUUUCAACGUUGUAUCAAGCAGAUCCUUCGCUACCACAACCCGUGUUGAUUGCAGCACCCACUUGGCCUCUUCGUUUCCUGCUACCACUCGUCAAUCUCACUCAGCCUCGUCCUCGACGUGCACUUCAUCGUCUAAAAUGCAGCCAGUUGCUCAACUCGUCUCCAAGAACAAGGCGUGGAGCGCCGACUUCCUCGCCAAGAAGCCCGAGCUUGCUGCUCACCUUGCGCAACGGCAGACGCCCAAGAUGCUGUGGUUUGGUUGCGCCGAUUCGCGUGUACCCGAGACGACGAUAUGCGAUGCUGAACCCGGUGACUUUUUCGUUUCGCGCAACAUCGCCAACCAGUUCCGUCUCGACGACACGGCCGCAAAUGCACUUCUCACUUUUGCGGUGCAGUCCGUGGGCAUCGAGCACGUCUGCGUCGUCGGUCACUCUUCGUGCGGUGGUGUACUGGCUGCUAUCGGCGGCGCUACUACUCCUCCCAGCGAGAAGGAUAUCGAAUCGAGCGCUCUGCUCCAGCACCUCAUUCCCCUCUUCAAGCUCGCCAAAGAGGUGUGUGAAGCCAACCCGGGAUUGUCCAACGACGAACUGGCUUUCAAGGUCGUCAGCGCAUCCGUCAAGCAACAAAUUGACAAUAUCAUUUCAACCAGCAUCAUUCAGGACAACUGGAACGGCGUCACUUCGCCUCUUUCCGGUAAGGUGAUGAACAAGGUGCAGGUGCACGGCCUUUUCUACGAUAUCGGCAAGCAGGAGCUUAUCGACCUUGAUCUGUCUCGAUCGGCCCCGUAA